AUGGCGAGGCGCGUCGAGCCUGACUCUGGCAGCGCAGCCAGGGCGAGCCAGGACCAGCGAGCCAGGACCAGCCAGGGCAGGGCCACUUUUGGCGGGCUCACUCAAAACCCCCCGCCAAAUCGUCGCCCACCCAAAACCCCCCUUUGCCUUCCCUCCGCCAACUCUCCCUCACCCACACCACACACGCUACCGCCCGCACCCCCCGCCAACAGACAUACACAGCUGGCGGGCAUGGCGGCGCGAGCUCAGGCUUCGGGCGAGCCACCACAUUCCAAUUACCUGUCGCGUGCAUCGUACGGCGGAAUGGCCUCCUCAUCGCCUGUGGAUGGGUCGGAUUUCGUCGUCGUCGCCAUCAGGGCCAGACGGAUGAAGCUCACACCAUCGCAACGCGCACCGAGCCGGUCCUGGCAGAGCAGCUCCGCGUGCCCAACGCGUCUCGCUUCGCUACCUCUGACCAAGAUGGCCAAGGCAGACACCAAGACCAAGUCGUCGACUUCGACGCAGAAGCGCACCACCAAGUCCAAGAAGGACCCUGCCGCCCCCAAGCGCCCGCUCUCGGCAUACAUGUUCUUCUCGCAGGACCACCGCGAGCGCGUCAAGCAGGCCAACCCCGAGGCGGGCUUCGGCGACGUCGGCCGCCUGCUCGGUGCCAAGUGGAAGGAGAUGUCCGAGGCCGAGAAGAAGCCGUACAACGACAUGGCCACGCGCGACAAGGCGCGUGCCGAGGCCGAGAAGGCUGCGUACAGCAAGCGCCGAUGA
Moesziomyces antarcticus is the source of this 759-nucleotide messenger RNA. RefSeq names its product HMG-box. NCBI's taxonomy places the organism in Eukaryota, Fungi, Basidiomycota, Ustilaginomycetes, Ustilaginales, Ustilaginaceae. The transcript has 3 exons. The record is from RefSeq and is a predicted model, not a curated record. The coding region runs from base 1 to 759 and encodes 252 amino acids.